Messenger RNA from Trichobilharzia szidati, 1641 nucleotides. Lineage: Eukaryota; Metazoa; Platyhelminthes; Trematoda; Strigeidida; Schistosomatidae. The record is from the annotation of a GenBank genome assembly.
GGGUUGAUUUGGACGUAGGUCGGUAAAUGACCUUGAUGAGACCUUCAAGUUGGAAUGAAAGACAGUGAGGGAGGGUUCUGCUUUCGAACACCUCUCCCAGUAUCUGGAUCACAGGACGGAACAUCGUUUUGUUCUGAAGCGAAACGACCUAGAUUGUGUCAUACAUCAUCACGUGUUUCAAGUGUUUACAAUCGUAUUUUCGAUCGGAAUAUUAAUAGCGCAAAUAAAGAUAACGAAAGUCAUUCAGCGUCGAACGGGUCUUUCUUUGGAAGCCUGUUACCGUUUGCCGGUUUUAAAUCACCAAUUCAUCCUGGUGAUGUUUGUCACUACUUUCUUCAAAGUUUACUACCAAAUAAUCGUACACAAGCUUUGAAAAUGAAACAGUCAGCCGUGUUCAGCUCCACACCGUUAAAUGGAAAUGUAAAGCCUUCUUUAAAAAAUGGUCACAUUCCUUCUCAAAGGCUAAUGUAUCAACGACUGUUAGAUAAAGCAUCAUUUCCUCGGACUCCUUGUGUUAAACGGUCAAGCAGUCUCAGAGAAACAAUCACUAUAGAUUUGGACGAUGAGAAUAAAAGUCAGCGUUUUUCGCUAUUACGAAGAUGUAAUCUCUCUCCAGUUCUUGCAAAUAACAAUAAUAAUAAACUCCAGUCGUCAGUUGAACAAGCUGGUGUACAUGAUCGUACUGUAGUAGCAGCUGUCUCACCAGAUACUAGUGAUUCAGAAGUACGUGCAUGGCUUGAAAGUUGUGGAGAGUCACCAUAUCUAUCAGACAGUUGGCUUAAAAAUUUAACUGCAAGUUAUCGUGAUAAAAAGAAGGAACGUGAACGUGACUAUGAAUUAGCUCAAGCGAAUAUACAAUUUUGGGAGAAACAGCGUAAUUUAGCUGAAAAAGAGCGUAUUGACAAUCUUGAACAAAGACUUGCUUGUUUGUUAAGAACUCCACCUAUCCUUGAAGAUCCGUAUUUAGUCCCCCAACCUAUUCCUAUUGAAUUACCAUACAAACCCCUCAAAGUUAAAGAACCUAAAGUACCUAGUCUACCAGUUUUAACUGCACCUCAACUAGCUGAGGUUGAAGCAGCUCUUCGUACCGGCUCUCCAGAUCAGGUGUUAGCAGAUAAAUUCAGACUGGUUGUUACACGUCGUGAAUUAAUGACGUUAAGUGGUACAAAUUGGUUAAGUGAUAUGGUAAUCAAUUUCUACUUGCAGUUACUGCAACAUCGAAGUCAACGUCAAACAAAUCUACCUCGUCUCGCUGUCCUAUCAACAUUUUUCUAUGCAAAACUGACAUCACCAAAUGGUGGAGGUUAUCCUGGUGUACGACGUUGGACUCGUCAAAUGAAAUUGUUUGAUCAAGAUAUUGUACUUGUCCCUAUUCACGAUAGAGGCAUGCAUUGGUGUCUGUCUUGUAUCGAUUUACGCGCCAAAAGUAUAACAUACUAUGAUUCAAUGGGUGGGGGAAAUACAAAGUGCUUAAAACAGUUGAUGGAUUAUUUAAAAAAUGAGUCCUUAGACAAAAGAAAUGUCGAACUCCCGGAUUCAGACUCUUGGGAAUUUAUUAACACAGAGGUGAGUCAUUUACACUUGCUUUUAUAUUAUGUAAUUUGUAAUCAUCAGUGUGCGGAGUGUUACUCAGUCCCAUGA